Bipolaris zeicola 26-R-13 is the source of this 156-nucleotide messenger RNA. RefSeq lists its product as uncharacterized. Bases 1 to 156 code for a protein of 51 amino acids. The record is from RefSeq and is a predicted model, not a curated record. The transcript has a single exon. NCBI's taxonomy places the organism in Eukaryota, Fungi, Ascomycota, Dothideomycetes, Pleosporales, Pleosporaceae.
AUGCCUGAUUUCCGGUCUCUACAUGGCGAUCGCGAGAAGCAAAGUGGUACUACACUAGUGCGCACUGAUACAACGACGGCCAUGAUCUCCCCUUCGUCACCGUCUCUCCCUCUCCGUCUCGAGCUUUGUGCUAGCAUGGCGACACGGAUCGCAUAG